Molecule: messenger RNA, 765 nt
Organism: Rotaria socialis
Lineage: Eukaryota; Metazoa; Rotifera; Eurotatoria; Philodinida; Philodinidae
Source: the annotation of a GenBank genome assembly
AUGAUCAAAGUGGCUCUAAUAUGUACUACUGCCGGUUUAUUGGUUCUUACUAUUGCAUUCAUUGCACAUAUUACAGCAAUGGCAUAUCCUAGAUGGAAAAUAUAUGAACAUCGUAGCGAGAGCUCUAAAACGAUAUUCAUUGGUACAUAUCAACGUUGUGAAAGUUAUAACUAUCCGAUAACAGCGAACCUGAGUACAACCCAUCUCAUUUGUUAUGAUAAUAAAUAUUUUUUUAAAGACAACGAAGAAUGUACGAAAGAAGCAAGCGCAUUACUACUCAAUGAAAAACAAAAAAUUUGCAAUGUGAACGCAAAUAAAUGUCAUUGUGAUUAUUCGUCCAUCGGAAAAGGUCUUAUUUCAUGUACAAUAAUUUCUGCUAUUGCACUUGGUUUAUCUCUAUUAUUAAUUUUUUUACAUAUAUUGAUUAACGAAUUUAAAUACAAAAUUCAUAUCUAUAUUGGUAUUAUAACUUUAUGUUUAUUAUUUCUUGGAUUUAUUUUCAUUCUUAUAACCCUUAUUUUACUUGGUUCAACAAUGCUCCAUGACUUACAUCAAUAUGUUUAUAAUUUAGAUUUUUAUUCACAUGAAAAUGCAUCGAUACAGCAUAACCGAACGCAGAAUAUCUUGACGACAGCUGCUAAAGAUUAUGAAAUUCGUCUUGACUGGUCAGGUGUUUUGGAAAUAAUAGCAUUAAUAUUAUCAAGUUUUACGAUAGUUACACAAGCUAUCUAUCUGUUUUUCACGCAUCGAAAUCGAAUCGGAUAA